Messenger RNA from Cladocopium goreaui, 1974 nucleotides. Lineage: Eukaryota; Dinophyceae; Suessiales; Symbiodiniaceae. The record is from the annotation of a GenBank genome assembly.
AUGUUGGCCAAGGUGCUGACCGCAUGCAGAUGGCCAGGUCAUCCGCGAACUGGACUGGAUGUUGCGGUGCGCUUCGCGAGCGCGAAACAGGUGGCCCGACGAAAGAAAGAACGCUUACAGCAGAGGUUCGCCAAAGUCCGCGAAUUUCGUCGAAAGCAGGAAGGUGACUUUCCAGUGUCCUUGCGCCCAGUGCGGAUUCCAGAGGUCCGUGAUUUGGAGACCUUGGAGGAGACUGAAGAGACGGAGGAGUCUGAGAAGGUGUCGUUGGCCAAAGCGCCAGCGCCCAAAAGCACCGAGGCCUUGGAGAAUGCCAAGGUGAAAGCCAUGAAAGAGCCCAAAGCUAUGCUUCCAACGAAGGUGCCGAACUUCAAUCUGGAGAGAGAUCUUCCCGAGGAGGACGGUGCCAGCUUGCAAGCCUACCAAGCGCGAGGCUUGGCAAAGCGGCUGGCUGAGAGGAACUACAAGUAUAUCCCCAACCCCUACUCAGAUCGUCCUGGAUCGUUGGGCACAGAUGCCCAGGCAGAAGCAAAGUACUAUACCAGGUACUUUGAUGGCACCUCCCCCAAGGUGGACCAUACGCAUCGAACGGUCAUGCCGACCAUGGAUGGCGCCCCGGAGGACUUGGUGGAGCCUAAAGCACGUCCAAAGAGGAAACGCAUCUCCGCCAAGCGCUUCUGGAUCCAAGCGGACCAUGUCACGCCGGAUCCUCAACUGGUGGCCUUCAUGAGCACUCGGGAGUUGAAGUUUGCCAUGAUGAAUGAGGCUCACCUGGUGCGGAAGUGGCGCAGUGGCCAGGCAAAGGGCCAGGGUCCAGGAGUUGGUCAUGCGCCUGGGCUUCCGGUUGGCGCCUCUGAGCUGUGGAUGGCCUUGGGUUAUCGAGCGGCCGAGUUGGCAUGCGGACGCUCGGUGCGGCCCCUGCCAGGGGAGAGUGAAGGUGUUGAAGGUCGUGCGCCAGUGGUGCGCUGCAGCUUGCAGAGUACUUUGAGGUUUCUGCAGGCUAUGGCAUCGGUCCAAGCAGGACCCCACAGCGCAGUGCUGGUGCUGGUGAACCGAGUGUUGGAAAAUGUCCGAGAUCUGAAGCCGCACCAGGGGUUUUACAUCUUGCAAGCCAUGAGCCGCUUGCGGCUGAAACAUCCCAAGGCGGGUCGAGUGAUGCAGCACUUGAGCCUCGCAUGGCGUUCUUUGGCAGAGAAGAACUUUGUGAAGAGCGCCAAUGCGGUGGCCAAGUUGGAUCUUUCCAAGGAGCUUUGGGCGAAGCCUCUGAAGAUGACCUUGGCCACGUGGCUCGCUGUGAUGGCGCCCAAGAACUUGAUGCGUUUGAAGGCCAUCGCAGUGAUGGAACUGUUGGAUGAUGAAGAUGCCAUGAGGAGCUACCUCCAGAGAUGUGAGAGGGACAGGAGCCAUUUCUGGUACUCGCGGCACUUGCAGAUGGUGGAGCUCCAUGUGCACCUGCUGUACCCAAAGCUGUGGGAGUCGUUGGAGGAUGAGGUGCGUCUCUUCCUCCAAGAGGUGCGCCACGCGGCCCACGACAGCACCAUCAGCCGCGACGACGACGAGGACGACGAGGACGACGAGGACAACGAGGCGCCGCUGGCGAAGCGGCCCAACUUCGACCGGAAGAAGUUCAACUCAGAGCUGCACCAGGAUCUGAGUCGGAUCUUAGGAUCCAUGAGCAUCCCGCAUCAGAACAAGAUCGCUGCAGGCCCCAUGGUGUUGGAUAUCCACCUGCAGGACAUGUGCAUCGUGGAAGCCUCUGCCGCUUGGUCCUACUACCUGCGCUCCUCACAUCUCACGGCCUUGGCACGAAGGAGGCAGGAGAUGCUGAAGGCUAUGGGAUUUGACAUGGCGGUGAUCCCCUACUUUCAUUGGGAGCAGUUGAAGGAUGACGAUGCCAAGCGCGAGUUUCUGCUUGAAAACUUGCCCCAGCAGGUGCGACCUGCGUCCAGGGCCGCUGCCGCUGCGACAGCGCCCUGA